GGGCAGAUAGUAUUGUGCCGUUGGCUCAUGCCGUAGUGGUCCUGAUACCAGCAGGUCCUUGCUACUAAGGAAAUCCCGGAGACUCGCUUGUCACGCGCACUAAUCCGAAGGAUGCGAGGACCCGGAAGUUCCUGGUGAUGUGACCCCAGCCAAGCAAGUGUCGCGAAUUCCAUUGACUGAUUGUUCAUAAUCGUUAUCAGAACUAUAGACAUCGUGAAAAAUCACCCCUGUCGACGUCACGGGACUCUUCGUGAUUUCAGAUUAGAGAUUAUGAUGGACUUUUGGAAAGACGUUGUUAUCGUUAAAAGUUGUGAAGCUGCAAUCGACAAUUUAGCAAGUGCAAAACAGAUUUUACACAUGGACAGUGAAAGUGACAGUUGGAGUUGUAAAACAUAGAUAUCUGAUCAACAUGCACGUAGUUUAAUUCGUGAUAUUAAUUGAAUUUAUACAGAAAGAUUGUUCAGAAGACUGCAAGAGAACAACGCCUUGAGAUUGACCGACGGCUGGCGGACUUGUGCUGAUCGCUUGCUUGACAGGAAAUUUUCUUACUUGUUGCAGUAAAAUUUACAAGACAGGUGAAGCGUUGUUUUAAACAUUAGGUAUCACGGGAUCGAUUCUGAAAACCUCAAAAACUAUCAGAGAUAUGUAAAAUAUCGACAUCAAAAAGCAAUAUUAUCUCUGACUGAGCUGAAGAUCUUAAUUUAAAUGUAACUUACAUCUAAAAUGAAAGAUUUAAAGAUUCGUUCGUGAAACAGCGAGUCACAAUUUUCGCAGUCUUAAUGUUCUUCGCGAGCGGGAUUCAUAAACAGUGAUCUAUGGAUUAUGUUGCUCAGUGACCGUGCUCCAGAACAGAAGAUGUAAAGGCACGUUGACCGGAGAGACAGCUUCUCACAAUUAGUCAGUUAUCUUUCGAUCCCUUGCAUCCUUGACGGACAGAUGAUCUCAGUGUACCAGUGAUCAGGAGAUUUUCUCCUUCCCUGGUGAUCGGGCUUCGCGCUGAUCCCGGGGAUUGAUGCGAGUGGACUGAUCGCUCUCCGAGGGAGAGAUAAAACGCCGGCGAGUUGGUAUCGAAGAUGGUCCUGGAGCCUGGAGGUGGUCUGUCGUUUCCGUUGCCUCCCGGCAGCGGAUCUAGCGCCUCCGGAGGAUCCCUGCUGGCUCCAACCAGGUUGUUCCAAAGGACGACGCCUGUGUUUCCGUUCCAUUUGACAGGAUGGCCGCCGCAUCAUCCGGUUCUGGGACAGGUGCAGAGCCAGGUCCAGCAGAGCAUGCAGGCUCAGCAUCAAGCCGCUGCCGCGGCGGUCAGGUUCCUCAGUCAUCAUCAUCCGCAUCAUCCGCAUCCGUCGCUGAGCAAUCACUCUCUCGUACCGGCGAUCACCGGACAUCAUUCCACCGUGCAUCACUUGCAUCAUGCGGCAGAUCACGGAGACGAGGAUGAUGAGAAGAAGGGCUGUGACGGCGAGUCGGAUGAGGGCGGCAACAAGAGGCGAAGAAGCCGGACCAACUUCAACAGCUGGCAGUUGGAGGAACUGGAGCGGGCCUUCAUGUCGAGUCAUUAUCCCGAUGUCUUUAUGCGAGAAGCUCUGGCUGUGAGACUCGAACUGAAAGAGAGCCGCGUGGCGGUGUGGUUCCAAAAUCGAAGAGCAAAGUGGCGGAAGAAGGAACACACGAAAAAAGGCCCCGGCAGGCCGGCGCAUAAUGCUCACCCUCAAAGUUGCAGCGGCGAACCGAUUCCACCUGAAGAAUUGAGACGGAAAGAGCGGGAGAGGCGACAGAAGAAGUUAUUGAAGGCGCUCGAGAGGCAACAGCGAAAGCUUGCCGCCAAAGGCAUAACAGUGGACUUGUCGACGCUGCGUGCCGAAUGGGAGUCUCGCAGCGAAGCGGCGUCGGGACGCGGCUCCGCUAGUGGUCCGCUGAGCAACUCGUUCGGUCAACUCGGUUUGAACAGCGAGGGCAACAACAUUGCGUCCGGUAACGAUGCUAACGAGGAGAUCGACGUGGUCGGCGGACUGGAUUCCUGUAGCGAGAGCGGGAGCGAGCGGGUGGACUCCGCAGCUGAUGGUUCCGUGGACGGUGAAUGUUAUCCGGCACGGAGUAGCAGCGCGAACGAGACAGGAAACGAACUCCGGAAGAACCAUCAGCCGAACCAUCCAUCGCCAAUGGAGCAUCUGAAUCAUCAACCAGGUAUUCAUCACUGGGGCUUAAGCCUGUUGGAGCGGCGACGCGAGCUGGUGGGAGUCGGGACGGGUCGCCAACCGACCGGUAAUAGUGCCAGGAACCUAAUCAGACAGGCCGCCAGCGAGGAGGAAGUCCAGAGUGGCAGCAUUGAUCUCUCAGUGAAAGGCAGAGAGGAGAGGAAGAGGCUAAAUCCCUUCUCUAUCGACAGUCUGCUGGGGAACAAUCGAACUAGCGCGGCGUCCGAACGUAGGCCAGUGACUCCGACGUCGCCGACGUCACCCAUCUCUUCGGCUUGCACGUCGCCCUCUACGACGUAGUGAACAAGCGAGGGUAGACGCCGAGGGUAGAGCCGGAUUAAAGGGACGCGGUUGAUAGUGGCGACGUGCGUGUUUUCGCGUUCGGGUUCCCCCAUUCAUUAAGACUUUCAGUUACGACAAAGUGACCAUUAGAAAAGAGCAAAGGCUGAAACGCGAAAAGCGGACCGCUGACUUUCCUGGUUGAAGAAUCGUGCGAGUGGGCCAAUCGCGGUAACAUUCUUGUUCCCGUUUCUACCAGGACACGCCCGCUUUGACUGAAGUCGAUAAGUUGAUGGAUAUCCUCGCGUACUUAUAGACAUUCUCACGUCCGCCGGUGAAUGCAUCUAGAUUCUUGAUGACUCCAAGGUUCCUGAGGGUACAAAUUUAAGAAAAUUCAAAGACGAGAAGAUGUAAAUCGAUGUAGAUUUUAAAGAGAUCUAAGAAUUGACUCGUUAGUGGUGACGCGCAAGUUACAUCGCGGUAACAAGAUAAUCUUGAAACUCUCUGAGUCUAGAGAAAUUCAAGGAUCUAAUGAUCGCAUUAUCGACACGGGCCAAUAAGACUUAUAUCAGUUUGACAUAUCGAAUGCAUGCGUGACCAUUGUAGAUCGAGUGCGUUUGAUUUCGUCCAUUGUAUCUCCUUUCAGAGAAAAGAAUGGAAAUAUGUGCAAUAAACGCGGACUCGCUUGCCGACUCGGCAAGUGUCGUCUAUCUUUGAGAUAUAAAAGAAAAAAAAAAGAGAGAUAGAUAAGGGAGAAAAAGAGAAACAGAGAGCAAGAGUACGAAUGCAUACGUGUGUAUUUAAUGUAAAUAGUGGGAAGGAUGUCCGUUUUAUUUAAUUUUAAUAGUCGAUACCCCAGUGUUCGUUGAUUGCGGAUAUUAUUUAAAGCAAUAGAGCAGGGGUUCUCAAGACUUGAGAUUUGUCAUGUUGAAUAAUUAUGCAAAUUACCGGAAAAUUACUCAGCUCGUGAUUUAAAUUUCCAUGGGAGACAUAAAGAUGGGAGCUUUUGAACAAAUUGGAUGACUCUUUCCGCCAUUUCAUUUUUUGUAGUAACGAAAUGUGUACCUACGAUAUCAAUCAGCUUGAGAUAAUGUGGGAUGAAAAUAUGAAAGCUUGAGGACCUCUGUGAUAGGAUUUUGCCUGGCGUUGUAUAUAAACUUAAAGAUCCUAGGCGAGCGCAAACACACAGCCGCGGUACAAAGACUUGCUCCUCCACCCCCGUAAGCAAGGUUGAUCUACGAGCUCGUUUAUGAUUUAGGGGUGAUUAAGAGUUGCCAUACGAUGAUCCGGGAUAUUGCGAAAUCAGUACCUAUCAUAUAUCCAUUAAAAAUAUAUUAAUUUAUUCUCCAGAU
This is a messenger RNA of Ooceraea biroi (clonal raider ant), 3823 nucleotides long. RefSeq names its product homeobox protein unc-4. Gene Ontology annotation, biological process: regulation of DNA-templated transcription. The record is from RefSeq and is a predicted model, not a curated record. Lineage: Eukaryota; Metazoa; Arthropoda; Insecta; Hymenoptera; Formicidae. Gene Ontology annotation, molecular function: DNA-binding transcription factor activity, RNA polymerase II-specific; sequence-specific double-stranded DNA binding.